Messenger RNA from Linum trigynum, 2566 nucleotides. NCBI's taxonomy places the organism in Eukaryota, Viridiplantae, Streptophyta, Magnoliopsida, Malpighiales, Linaceae. The record is from the annotation of a GenBank genome assembly.
GGCACAAACAACAAUCCGCUACAGGGGUACGACCAAUGUGCUCCCAUUCCACCCAGCUAUCUUGCCCUUUCUCAAAAGGGCACGGUUGGACCCGAUUAGGCAUUUUAACGACAUCAAAGUUUAUCGCCAACUCAUCACCGCAUUAGUUGAGAGAUGGAGAAAGGAGACCCAUUGUUUCAACUUUAGAGAAGGAGAGGCCACCAUCACGCUAAAGGAUGUCGCCAUCCUAACCCAUCUGCCCAUCGACGGCAAACCGGUGUGCGUGAGUGAUCAUCCCCCGAGGAUUGUGACGGUAUGCCCGGUUGGGUUCAUUUCAUCUACAGUGCUUUGGGAGUCAAAGUACCAGUGAAGGGGUGCGUUGAUGCGACCGAUCGCAUGGCACCAAUGAGGAAACACCAAGUCUCAAUUACUUGGUUGACGAAGUAUUUUAGAGACCAUUACGAGAGUCAUCUCCUAACCGAGGAAAGUCCAGAGGAUGAGAAGGAGAGAUAUGCUCGCUAUAUAAUUCACCUCCAUGAUGGAUACCAGAUGUUUGACCGUGUCCAGAAUGACCUCCAACGCCAACCAAUGUAGUCAAAAUCCCGAUUUUAAUCUUAAAAUCUUACGAUUUUACGAUCUUACCUAUGGGUUCCGAUCCUGAUUUUACUGUAAAAUCUUUGAACUUUAAAAUCCCAUAAAAUCCCGAUUUAAAACUCUAAAAUCCAUAAAAUCUAUGAUUUCUAUGAUUUUGUACGCUUUCAAGGUUCAUAUCAAUUAGAUCAAAAUUAGGCCGGUUAAGUUGGGUUAUGCCCAUGAACCGAGUCAAAUUUACUUUCCCCAACCCAACAUAAUGAACAACACAACCCCAACCUAAUAGUUAACCCUCAAUUUAUUUUCAUUCUCUUCCUCGUAUCUUCCUCUUUCGCAUGUCGGCGCCCAACUCCUUCCAUCAACGAUAUCUUCCACCCUCCCAAUUAGCUUGUAGUUUGUUCCCGCCACCCUCACAAUAAUCCAAAUCUCCAUUACAUUGCAAGCUUUUGUUCAUCUCCCAAUCCUUCAGCACCACUAACCCGACCUUUUAUCAAUUAAGAAGGGAAUACAUCAAUCAAUGAGUUAUCUUUUCCAGAUGAUGGUAAUCAAGGAAAUAUGGUUAAUGGUGAAAGUACUUCAAGUGAUCAUAAGAGUAAUGAUAUUAGUCCUUAAACAAAUAAAAACGAUAAGAGUGAGGGUGAGGUUGAGGAUGAUGACGAUGAUGUGUAAGUGAUGUUAAUGUUGAUCGUAACGAUCUUAUGUGAUUUUCUACUCUUAACAAUUAAUUAACAGUGAUAUCUAUAAUGUUUCAGGUUUCUUAUUUGUGCGUUUCUAUUAUGUACAAGAAAAAAUAUAUAAAUUAGUUGUGUUUGUUUAGCAAACAAACUUAUCUUGGGAAGUAAUUAUGCUUUAUGUGGUUGAUUGUUAUUCAAGAUAUGCAAUUUUUUUACGAUCUAGUGUUUUAAGUAUUUAUUUUAAUAUGAAUCUUAAAAUCUUACGAUUUUACGAUUUUAAUAUACGAUUUCGAUUCUACCUCAGUUUUUUAUUUUACUUAAAAUCUAGAUUUUGACUGCAUUGACGCCAACGACCGGCUCGGUGUAAACGAACAUCUCGGCUUUGGAAAGAUUGUUGGACCUUAUGAAUUCGAGCAUGGCGUCUACCUCAUCCUGAGUGGUUAUGUGAUAUUCCUCAUGUCACAAUGACCCACUUUCUCUGUUUGGAUAUCGGUACACCGUACACCAUACGAUCAACUCUUCUCGUGUCAUCCAUGCAAGUAACGUUAGUGCACAUUUGAUGGAGGUCUUCAAGCAGUGGUCUGGUAGCGACAUUUAUCUUCUGAAAAUUGCCACCUACGUAGGUGACCCCCUUUCCGGUCUCUUCCGUGUAACUAUUCCACCGUAAGCCAAGCGUGAACUUUUGGAAUGCCAUCUGCGAUAAAACCGUAGUUCAGUUAAUAUCAUAAAAAUAAAAAAUAAUAAUAAAAAGUAAUACUAAAUAAACUUACGAGUUAACGUUAAUCGCAAAACUACUAAAGAAAUAUAGAGCUACAACAGAAAAUUUAAAAGGGAGAAGGAGAGGUGUGAAGAGAAGUGGUUGUCCGGGAGGCCUUUUAUAGGCAAAAUCACUGAUGAAAACCGCACCUUAGAGGUGCGGUUUUCGUCUACCAUGCAGGCCCAUGCAGACCCACGUCUGUUACGUCUGCAUGGUAUGUCGGAAAUUGAUUGACCAAAACCGCACCUUCAAGGUGCGGUUUGUAUGGCAAAAUCGCACCAUGAGGGUGCGGUUUUUUUUGGGAGAAACAAACCGCACCUUCAUGAUGCGGUUUUAAUAGGUCAGGCCAAAACCGCACCUCGGCCAAGCGGUUUCUGUAGGUCAGACCUAAAACCGCUUGGCCAAAAUGCGGUUUUGGUCCAGAAAUAGGGAACGCACCUUAGAGGUGCGGUCUAUUAAAAAGGGUGCUAUUAUUGUAAUUUUUUUCGGAUGGGUGCUAUUUUUACAAAUUUUUUUUAAAGGUGCUAUUUCUGAAAAAAUCCCAAAAUAAUCGUAAAAAGGUUGU